AGAUGAAUUCAAGUCUGCUGAAAACUCGUCUGAAAAUGCUUGGUGGAGAUUUUGUAAGACUUGGGCAGCUAAAUCCUCACCGGAGUCUCUGCACCCGGAGCACGUUUUUGCCCCCAAGUGCCAGGUGCUGACCCCUGAUGGCCCCAGGAACACGUGGAGGCCAGAUCCCCCUUCCUCCUCCACCCACGCCAUCACUUCACGCGGAGCAAAACGAGGCAAAACCAGCACGAAUUCGGCAAACGCGGCAGCGCCGUCGCGGCCACACCGUGCCCCUCUCCCCGCCCCCGGCAGCGGGGCCCGGCGGGGGCGUCUGAGCGGCGGGGCCGCCGCACGCCGGGGCCCUCCAUGCCCGCGCCGCGCACAGGGACACGCGGGUCGGGCCGGGGGGUGGGUGCCGGUGCCACCGCCGCCACCGCCGCCGCGCUGCCAGGGCUCGCGCAGGACGUGGUGGGCGCCCUCUGCCUGGUCUGCCUGGCGGCCGCGCUGGACUUCAGGUACCACCACGCCGAGGAGCUGGAGGCGUUCCUGCAGGAGGUGCACGCCGCCUUCCCCGCCCUCACGCACUUGCACAGCAUCGGGCGCUCCGUGGAAGGUAGAGACCUGUGGGUUCUUGUUCUGGGAAGGUUUCCAACCCAUCAUAAGAUUGGCAUUCCAGAGUUCAAGUAUGUUGCUAAUAUGCAUGGGGAUGAGACUGUUGGGAGAGAAGUUCUGCUCCAUUUGAUAGACUUCCUGGUGACAAACUAUGGACGUGACCCAGUUGUUACCCGGUUACUUAAUAGCACCCGGAUUCAUAUCAUGCCAACAAUGAAUCCUGAUGGAUUUGAAGCUACAGAAGAGCCCGAUUGUUAUUACUCACACGGAAGGUACAAUAAGAAUGGAGAAGAUCUGAACCGAAAUUUUCCUGAUGCCUUUGAAAAUAACAACGUCACCAUUCAGCCAGAGACUCGAGCAGUGAUGAACUGGAUAAAAAAUGAAACCUUUGUCCUUUCAGCAAACUUGCAUGGGGGUGCCCUGGUUGCCAGUUACACAUUUGAUAAUGGUAACGCAGUUACUGGCUCUUCAGAAGGCUAUAGCAAAUCUCCAGAUGAUGAUGUUUUUAUUCACCUGGCAAAAACCUAUUCUUACAACCAUGCCAGCAUGUACAAAGGGACUGGGUGUGACAACAGACAGACCUUUCCAGAAGGCAUCACCAAUGGGUAUUCGUGGUACCAGCUGGAAGGUGGAAUGCAAGAUUACAACUAUGUCUGGGGACAAUGUUUUGAAAUUACAUUGGAGCUGUCAUGCUGUAAAUAUCCCCCUGCAGACCAGCUGGAGGAGUUCUGGAGAGACAACAAAGUUGCUUUGAUUGAAUAUAUAAAACAAGUGCAUCUAGGCGUCAAAGGUCAAGUUACUGAUAAGGACGGGACUCCUAUUCCAAAUGCAAUCGUGGAAGCUGAAGGAAGGUCUCAUAUCUGCCCUUACAGAACAAAUCAAUAUGGAGAGUACUUUCUUCUCCUUUUGCCUGGGAUAUACGUGAUCAAAGCUACUGUACCAGGAUUUAAAUCGAUGCUGAAGACAGUGGAAGUAUCCAGUAAUAGUGAUAACUUCAGUGCUUUGAAAUGUGACUUCUGUUUCUCAGAAGUCUCUAUCAAAACAAGAGCGUCUUCAUGUCCUAAAAUUCCCCUCUACCAAGAGCUUGAACGCGCUUCAGCGGCAGGAAAACCAACUUUAAAUAUCUUUGUUUUAAUGACUGUUAUGCUUGUAAUUCUUAAAUAAAGGCAAGAAUGACAUGGCAAGGCAAAAAUCCAUGUCUUCCUGCACAAAUGUGGCUUUUAAAACAAAGAAAGACUUGUAUAUGCAAAAGAAUGUAUGUUUUAUAAAUGAAAUUCUCAGAUUUAAAGUCAUGCUUAUUGUAUUUUAUAAAAUACUGGCUAGACAAUCAGAUGUUUUAAUUAUAAUAGAUUCAUUUUUCUACAUAAGUAUUUUAAUCUAAAGCAUUAUUGUACAGCCUAUGGAGUUAGACAUUGUAGAAUUUCAGUGUGGAAAAUACAGAUUAAUUUUGAAAAAUUUGAAUUCAAAAAAAGUACAGGAUUGUACUGCAAAUGUUUCAUACAAACUCAGUUUCCUCAUUGUGUCUACACCACUGUAAACAAUUAGCUUAAUCCUGAUUUCUCAUAAUAAAGCCCCUGCUGUAAAUGGCGAAGGACA
This is a messenger RNA of Dromaius novaehollandiae (emu), 2187 nucleotides long. It is a transcript of the gene CPM, whose product is annotated as carboxypeptidase M. NCBI's taxonomy places the organism in Eukaryota, Metazoa, Chordata, Aves, Casuariiformes, Dromaiidae. The record is from RefSeq and is a predicted model, not a curated record. Gene Ontology annotation, biological process: protein processing; peptide metabolic process. The transcript has 10 exons. Gene Ontology annotation, molecular function: zinc ion binding; metallocarboxypeptidase activity. Bases 346 to 1755 code for a protein of 469 amino acids.